Solanum tuberosum (potato) is the source of this 7658-nucleotide messenger RNA. Its product is annotated as HEAT repeat-containing protein 5B. The record is from RefSeq and is a predicted model, not a curated record. The coding region runs from base 148 to 7368 and encodes 2406 amino acids. The transcript has 48 exons. Gene Ontology annotation, biological process: carbohydrate metabolic process. Lineage: Eukaryota; Viridiplantae; Streptophyta; Magnoliopsida; Solanales; Solanaceae.
ACAUUAGCGCUUAGUCCUGCGCCAUAGCCUUUACCUUUCCAUCUCUCUGCUACUAAUAAUUUUAUUUUUCCGAUUACAUUUCGCUUCUUCACCCCCAACAAAUGGGGAAUACUGUCUGCUUUCUAAAACCCUAAAGAUUUGGUUACAAUGGCGAAGAAUUUCGUUAGAGAUGACGUCCCACUAUCAAGAUUUGGAGUCUUGGUGGCGCAGUUGGAAUCAAUAGUCGCAUCAGCGUCUCACAAGUCUCCCGACGCUCUCCUCUGUUUUGAUCUUCUUUCUGAUCUCAUAUCCGCCAUUGCCGAAGAGUCUAAGGAUUCUAUACUGCUGUGUCAAAGGAAAUGUGAGGAUGCACUUUAUUCUCUACUUGUGCUAGGCGCAAGGAAACCGGUGCGUCAUUUGGCCUCAGUGGCAAUGACAAGGAUGAUACAAAAAGGUGACAGUAUUUCAAUAUACUCCAGGGCUAGCAGUUUGCAGGGAUUUCUCUCUGAUGGAAAGAAGAGCGAGCCUCAACGAAUCGCGGGUGCUGCUGAGUGCUUGGGAGAAUUGUAUCGCUAUUUUGGGAGACGAAUCACUUCAGGCUUACUUGAAACAACCACGAUUGUCACAAAACUGCUGAAGUUCAAUGAGGACUUUGUUAGAGAAGAGGCUUUACAGAUGCUUCAAAAUGCUUUGGAAGGCUCUGGUGGAGGUGCUGCUGCCUCAGCAUAUACUGAUGCAUUUCGUAUCAUUAUGCGAACUGGGAUCGUGGACAAAUCAUCUAUUGUUAGAGUAGCUGCAGCUAGAUGUCUAAAAGCAUUGGCGAACAUCGGAGGGCCAGGAUUAGGGGUUGGAGAACUUGAUAAUGCUUCUUCUUCUUGUGUCAAGGCCCUUGAAGAUCCUAUAUCGUCCGUAAGGGAUGCAUUCGCCGAAGCUUUGGGAGCAUUGCUUGGUCUUGGGAUGAAUCCUGACGCACAGGUUGUACAACCAAGGGGAAAAAGUCAUUUUACUCCCAAGAAACUUGAUGGGGGUUUAGAGAGACACUUAACUUUGCCAUUUGUAAAAGCUAGUGGGCCUCGGGCAAAAGUUCUGCGAGUUGGCCUAACCUUGUCGUGGGUUUCUUUUCUCCAGGCAAUCCGCUUGAAGUAUCUUCACCCUGAUACUGAGCUUGAAAAUUACAUCUUUCUAGUGAUGGACAUGCUUCGUGCUGAUAGUUCGUUUGAUGCUCAAGCACUGGCCUGCAUUUUAUACAUCCUUCGAGUGGGCAUAACUGAUCAAAUGAGCGAACCUACUCAGAGAGGCCUGUUGGUUAUUUUGGGCAAACAGCUUCAAUCUCCUGAUGCUACUCCUUCCAUGCGAGUUGCUUCUUUGCGGACCAUGUCAUAUGCUUUGAAAACUCUAGGGGAGGUUCCCGCUGAAUUUAAGGAUGUUCUUGAUAACACAGUUGUUUCUGCAGUUUCCCAUCAUGCACCAUUGGUGCGUGUUGAGGCUGCUUUGACCUUGCGUGCAUUAGCUGAGGUUGAUCCUACAUGUAUUGGUGGUUUGAUUUCUUAUGCAAUAACAAUGCUUGGAGCAGUUAGAGAUAAUAUUUCAUUUGAAAAGGGAACUAAUCUAAAGUAUGAGCUGGAGUGUCUAGAUGGUCAGGCUGCAGUUUUGGCAGCUUUGGUGUCUAUUUCUCCAAACUUACCUCUUGGUUAUCCAUCUCGGUUACCCAGAUCAGUACUUGAACUGUCUAAGAAAAUGAUAAUGGAAUCGAGUCGGAAUCCUAUGGCAGCAGCUGUUGAAAAGGAGGCUGGGUGGAUGCUCUUGUCCUCACUGCUUGCGUGCAUGCCAAAAGAGGAACUUGAGGAUCAAGUUUUUGAUAUUCUUUCUUUAUGGGCUUCUGCAUUCCAAGGAAAUCCAGAACGCCAUAUCAGUGAAACAAAGGAUCUCCAAUCUAACAUAAGUGUAUGGUCUGCUGCAGUGGAUGCAUUGACAGCAUUCAUAAAGAGUUUUGUCUCUUCUGGUGCUAUGAACAAGGGGAUCUUACUUGAACCAGUUUUGCUAUACCUUAGUAGGGCUUUAUCAUAUAUAUUGCUGUUGGCAGCCAAAGACCAAAUGACUUUCAAACAGGCAUCAGACAUAUUUAUCAUCAAGACACUAAUAGCCUAUCAGUCGAUUUCAGAUCCAACUGUAUAUCGAAGAGACCAUGCCCGUCUUAUUCAGAUAUGUGCAACUCCUUAUAGGGAAGCUUCCAAAUGUGAGGAAAGUUCAUGCUUGAGGAUGCUGUUAGACAAAAGAGACGCUUGGCUGGGUCCUUGGAACCCUGGAAGGGAUUUGUUCGAGGAUGAACUUCGCUCAUUUCAAGGUGGAAAAGAUGGUCUGGUACCAUGUGUAUGGGCUAACGAGCUUCCGAGCUUUCCUGAGCCGGAAACUAUAAGCAAAAUGUUAGUAAAUCAGAAGCUCCUCUGUGUUGGCAACAUAUUUGCUUCUGAGGAUGUUGGGGGAAUGCUCUCACUCCUAGAAAUGGUUGAGCAGUGUCUGAGAGCUGGAAAGAAACAAGCUUGGCAUGCUACCAGUGUUACAAACAUCUGUGUGGGCCUGCUAUCUGGCCUGAAGGCCUUGCUUGCUUUACGUCCUGAACCCUUACCAUUGGAAGUACUUGGUUUGGCACAGUCUAUAUUUCAGAGCAUUCUGGCUGAGGGUGACAUCUGUGCUUCACAACGCAGAGCAUCAUCUGAAGGACUUGGUCUAUUAGCUCGUCUAGGAAAUGAUGUGUUUACUGCCAGAUUGACAAGAGUUCUCCUUGGUGAUAUAAAUUCAGCUGUUGAUUCAAACUAUGCUGGUUCAGUUGCACUGUCACUUGGUUGCAUUCAUCGCAGCGCAGGGGGGAUUGCAUUGUCAAGCUUGGUUCCUGCUACUGUUAAUUCAUUUUCUUCUCUGGCUAAAAGUUCAAACACUGGCUUACAAAUUUGGUCUUUGCAUGGUCUACUGUUGACUGUGGAGGCGGCUGGAUUAUCCUAUGUUUCUCAUGUUCAGGCGACACUUAGCCUUGCCAUGGAUAUUCUGUUGUCAAAUGAGAUUGGUUCGACUAACCUUCAGCAGGCAGUGGGCCGCCUUAUAAAUGCUAUUGUUGCUGUCCUUGGUCCUGAACUUUCCCCUGGCAGCAUUUUUUUCUCGCGCUGCAAGUCUGUCAUUGCAGAGGUCAGCUCUCGGCAAGAGACUGCAACACUUUAUGAGAAUGUUCGAUUCACUCAGCAGCUAGUUCUUUUUGCACCACAAGCUGUUACUGUGCAUCAUAAUGUGCAAACACUGCUCCCAACUCUAUCCUCAAGACAGCCAACACUGCGACGUUUAGCUUUAUCCACUCUGAGACAUCUCAUUGAAAAGGAUCCAGGGUCCAUUAUGAAUGAACAUAUAGAAGAUACAUUGUUCCAUAUGCUGGAUGAGGAAACUGAUGCUGAGAUUGGUAGCUUAGCACGAACAACAGUUAUGAGAUUGCUUUAUGCAUCAUGUCCAUCACGGCCAUCACAAUGGCUAUCAAUUUGCCGCAACAUGAUUCUUUCGUCAUCCUCAAGAGUGAUCAGCACAAGUGACAGUUCACUAAAUGAUUCUUCAAGUGGUCUGGAUGGUAACACUAGACUGAAUACUGGGGAUGAUGAUGAGAACAUGGUGUCGAGCUCUCAAAACCGAAACUUUCAAGGUUAUGGAAACAAUCAUUCCAUUGGCUAUCCUCCUAGGGACAAGCACCUCAGAUAUCGAACAAGAGUUUUUGCUGCAGAGUGUUUGAGUCAUCUUCCUGCAGCAGUUGGAAAGAAUCCAGUGCAUUUUGAUAUAGCAUUGGCAAGACAGCAGCCUGCCAGUGGAUCAACCUCUGGAGACUGGCUGGUUCUUCAAUUGCAAGAACUAGUUUCCCUUGCUUAUCAGAUCAGCACAAUUCAGUUUGAGAACAUGCGGCCAGUUGGUGUGACCCUAUUGAGUACUAUUAUUGACAAGUUUGGAACAUUGGACCCUGAGCUUCCUGGUCACCUUCUUCUGGAACAGUAUCAGGCUCAAUUGGUUUCUGCAGUUCGAACUGCAUUGGACUCGUCCUCUGGCCCUGUCCUAUUGGAAGCAGGCUUGCAGCUCGCCACAAAGAUAUUGACAUGUAAAAUUGUUAGUCGGGAUCAACUUGCUGUAAAGCGGAUAUUUUCAUUGAUUUCACGUCCUCUAAAUGAAUUCAAUGACCUUUACUAUCCAUCCUUUGCAGAAUGGGUCUCGUGCAAGAUCAAAGUGAGACUCCUUACAGCUCAUGCCUCUCUGAAAUGUUACACCUUUGCAUUCUUGAAAAAUCAACAAAAGGAGAUUACUGAUGAAUAUUUAGCUUUAUUGCCUCUUUUCUCUGAGAGUUCAAAAAUUCUUGGAAUUUACUGGCUCUGUCUUCUGAAGGACUACAGCUAUAUUAGGACUCAGUCAUUUCCUAAAGAAAAUUGGAAACCGUUUCUUGAUGGGAUUCAGUCUACACUAGUUUCAACUAUGUUGCUGGCAUGUCUGGAAGAAGCUUGGCCACUGAUCGUGCAAGCGGUGGCAUUAGAUGCAGUUCCUUUGAACACUUACAUAAAAGGAUCCUCAGAAACUGAAGAACAGUCUAUUACAGACUUAAUUUCGGGUUAUAACAUGGUUGAGUUGGGUUCAGAAGAAUUUCAAUUUUUGUGGGGCUUUGCUCUUCUUCUUCUAUUUCAGGGGCAAGAUUCAGUUCUUGGUGAAUCUAGGCUACAUAUUGGCUCUGUCAAUACCAUAUUAUUAAGUGGUGGCUGUGUUAGUGAUGAAGUAAAGUCAAUUGCUUUGGAGUUGUGCAAAGUUGCUCUGCCUGUGUUUCAAGUCCUGUUAGCGGAGAGAUUCUUUAGUGUAGGAUUUCUCACUAUGGAUUCCUGUCAAGAACUGCUGCAGGUUUGCUUUUUCUCCAUUUUUGUUGAAGAUACAUGGGACAAUUUUGCUAUCUCUAUUUUAUCACAGAUUGUGCAGAACUGCCCCUUGGAUUUCCUAAAGACCGAAAGUUUUGUGUAUUUAGUAUCAGAACUUUAUUUGGCACUUCUUUUUAAAUCCUUCACAAGUGCAACUUCUCAAUACCAUUUAAGCUGGGACGAUAUUGUUUCUGUCUUACUUACCACAGCACCAACACUUUUAAAACAAUAUGAGCCAAAGAUGGGUUUGAAAUCAAUUUUGGGUUUUCUUUUGGUUGGUUACAAGUGCAUUGAAAGGGCUUCAACCGAAAUUUCCCUUUCAAGAGUUCAUGAUUUUGUCCAGUGUCUAACUUCUGUGAUGAAAACAUAUGUUACUGAUAUCUCUGAACUUGGAAAUGACAGCAUUGGUUACUUGAUGACAAUAACAAGAACUUGUCUGACUGCGAGUGUUAUUUUGGCUGAGAAUUGCACUAAAGGAAUUCAUCAGCUUGAGAAUAAGAGGUCCAACUUACAUAAACUGCUGCUGUUGAAGCUUGCUCUCUCUCUUGAACAGACUACUUCAUUUGCUAAACUAGCUUUUGAAAUUCAACUUCUUGAAGAAAAUCAAGGAUGUAAGCCAGUAUUUUAUGCCAUGAUAUGCAAUGCCACCCGGUGCUUCAGGAGUGCUCUUACUGAUGCUGACAUUCAGGUCCAAGCAAUUGGGUUGCAAAUACUGAAAGGCGUGCGAACAAGGAAAAUCAAUUCGGAGUACUCAUUCUUUGUAUUCUUUGUUGGGGAACUUGUUGAAGACCUUGGGUCUGUAAUCCAGAAACUCUUUAAGACACCUAUGAACAGGGAAGUGGUGGCUAUUGCUGGGGAGUGUUUGAAGGUUUUAAUGCUUCUUCAGACACUUUCAAGAACUAAUGAGUGUCAGAAAUGCCUAAUGAAUCUGUUUUUGGAAGCUGUUCUCCUUUUUACAACGUCAGAGAAUUCUUCUCAGGAAGCACGUGAUUUGAAGAUCACAACUAUAAAAUUGGUUACACAACUGGCUCAACUCCCUGACUCAUCUGCUUGUAUCAAGGAGGUUUUACUGACAAUGCCCAUGAUGAGAAGACAACAAUUGCAGGAUAUAAUACGUGCUUCUGUGAUGCAAGACCAGAACCAGAAACAAGUCAAUUCUACUGGACCAUCUUUUAUUAUCAAGUUGCCUGCAAAAAUAGAGGAAAGUAGAAAAGAGGAAAUUAUUGUUUCAGCUCCUUGCAGUGAAGAGGUGGAGGACAAUUCCGAGGAAGAGGAAGAAGAUGAUUGGGAUACUUUUCAGUCUUUUCCUUCUACGAACGAAGUUGAUCCUACUAAAACUGUGUUCCAGGAUUCUCGCUCAAUUGAAAACACAAUUUCAGAUGAUGGCUUUAAGGGAGAAUCCAUUUCUGUACCACAGGAUGAGGUAGAAGAAACUACUGCUACAAUUUCAGAUGGUGGCUUGGAGGGAGAAACUAUUUCAAUACCUGAGGAUGAGGUAGGAGAAAUUACUGCUGAAAAUCAAAUGGCUAGUGAUGAUGAGACUCUGUCAGGCAAUGCAGAUAGCAGCAACCAGACACAGGAUCUUAAUGGUUCCCAAGAUGGCUUCCAUGAUGACAAGUUAUCUGAUGCUCACCACAUGGAGAAGGAUAGAGCAGUGUUACGCCAAGGUGAUGUGAUCUUGCCUGAUUCUCAGUCUGAGGUAGGAAAAGGCCCUGAAACAUGUGAAAAUCUGGAGGUCCAAAAGAGAACAGGCGGCAAUUUGUCUUCUGAAGAUGUAAAAGCACAUGGUUCCUCUUAUGAGGAUCAUCAGAGAAGUAGAGAGGAAUCUAGUGAAACAAAUGAAGGUGCUUUGCCGAAUAUUCAACCUGCUGAAAUACAAAGCAUGCCACUUGAUGACCGCAAUGAAGACAUGAAAGAACAAAUUACACUUGAUGAUCACCAUGAGGAUGAGGAAAUGAGAGACAUCACCUCAAUCAAGGAUCACCAAGAGGGGAAGGAUUUGAAAGACACAACCUCACUCGAGGAUCACCAUGAGGAGAAGGAUUUGAAAGACAUAACCUCACUCAAGAGUCACCGUGAGAAGAGAAAAACAGAUAACGAAGACCAACGUUCUGAUAUAGAUCUGUCUGAGCAGUCUCCUAAAAAGUUGGAACAAACUACACUUGAUGAUCACCAUGAGGAGAAGGAUAUGAGAGACAUAACCACAGUCAAGGAUCAUCAUGAGGAGAAGGAUAUGAAAGACAUGACCUCACUCGAGGAUUACCAUGAGGAGAGAAAAACAGAAAAUGAAGACCUAUGUUCUGAUAUAGAUUUGUCUGAGCGAUCUCCUAAAAAUUUAGAACAAACUACACUUGAUCACCAUGAAGAGAGAAAUGCAGAAAACAAAGACCAGCAUUCUAAUAUAGAAUUGGCCGAGCAGUCUCCUAAAAAUUUAGAAGGUGACGAACUAGUCAGCCUUGACAAAAAAUGAUGACCACGUUAAAUUGCCUACAAAAGUCCAGGGUCUCUUUUGACCCAAAAUGAUUAGCAGGAAACAGUUGAAGCCUAUAAUGGCACCAAAAUUAGGAAAGGUCACCACAAUAGGUUUAUGUAAAGUUAGUAUUAUUGUUGACAAUGUUUGGCAAUAUUUAUUGAAGAUAGAAGAACUAUUUUAGUGCUGCGUGAGGUUAAGGUUUUUUCAUUGUAAAGAUAUUCUUCUCCAUGAAUGUACUGCAGAGUGCUAUAUAUUGUUUAUCAGCUAAUGAUUUUUUGCUAGAGAGA